AUGGCGCCCAAGAAGAACAAUGACAUCAAGGCCAUGAAGAGGGUCCAGGACGCCAAGAAGAAGGCGGUCGAGGACAAGACAUUUGGUUUGAAGAACAAGAACAAGUCGAAGAAGGUGCAGACGUUCGUGGAGGGUCUCCAGAAGAGCGUGGUGAACAAGGACCUGGCCAAGGAGGAGGCCAAGCGGAAGGCCGCGCAGGAGGCGAAGAAGGCCAAGCAGCAGAUGGAGCUGGAGAUGCAGAAGAUGAUGGCGAACGUGAUCGUGCAGCCGAAGCUCCCGCCCGGGACGGACCCCAAGUCGGUGCUGUGCGAGUUCUUCAAACACGGCAAGUGCCGCAAGGGCGACAAGUGCAAGUUCUCGCACGACAUGGGCGUGCAGCGCAAGGGCGCCAAGGCGAAUAUUUACGAGGACGAGAAGCAGGAGGAGAAGGAGGAGGGCAUGGACGACUGGGACCAGGAGACGCUCGAGGCGGCGGUGAAGCAGAAGCACGGCGCGGAGAACGGGCGCCCGAACAAGACGAAGAUCAUCUGCAAGUACUUCCUCGACGCCGUGGAGAAGCGGCAGUACGGCUGGUUCUGGAAGUGCCCCAACGGCCCCGAGUGCAUCUACCGCCACGCGCUGCCGCCGGGCUACGUCCUGAAGAGCCAGAUGAAGGCGAUGCUGGAGGAGGAGGCGGCGAACGCGCCGGACGUGACGGAGGUGAUGGAGGAGGAGCGGCGGAAGGUGAACGCGACGACGAAGAUCACGGAGGAGGUCUUCCGGCAGUGGCACGCCAGGAAGUGGGAGGAGAAGCGCCGGCAGUGGGCCGAGGAGAAGCAGGCGCGCGUCAAGGCCGGGCGGCUCACGGGGCGCGAGAUCUACGAGUCCGAGGGCUUCGAGGCGCGCGACGAGGACGGCGCAACGGACGAGUACGAGCGCGAGGGCAAGGACACCGAGGCGCAGGAGGAGAAGGCGAUGGAGCGGGCGGCGCGGCGGGCGCGGCGGGCGGCGCGGGCGGCGGCCGGCGAGGAGGUGUCGGAGUCGGAGGGCGAGGACGAGGCGGGCGCGGGCGGGGCGGGCGCGGGCGGGGGCGGGGGCGUGGAGACGACGCUGGAUCUGGAGGGCGGCGACGCGGAGGAGUUGUUCGGCGGCGACGACGACGACGACGAGGAGGACAUGCUGGACGAGCUCGAGGAGGAGCUCGAGGCCAAGGCGGCGGUGUGA
This is a messenger RNA of Pedinophyceae sp. YPF-701, 1203 nucleotides long. NCBI's taxonomy places the organism in Eukaryota, Viridiplantae, Chlorophyta, Pedinophyceae. The record is from the annotation of a GenBank genome assembly.